Aspergillus chevalieri is the source of this 1167-nucleotide messenger RNA. RefSeq names its product SDR family oxidoreductase. The transcript is spliced from 3 exons. The record is from RefSeq and is a predicted model, not a curated record. Bases 1 to 1167 code for a protein of 388 amino acids. NCBI's taxonomy places the organism in Eukaryota, Fungi, Ascomycota, Eurotiomycetes, Eurotiales, Aspergillaceae.
AUGGUGCUGCAAUCUGGAAAGGUCGCCUUCGUAACUGGUGCCAAUGGCAUCAGUGGUCAUGCUAUUAUUGAGCAAUUGGUAAAGAAGGACAAGACCGAGUGGAGCAAGAUCAUCGUGACAUCCAGACGACCACUGCCAGUCACCUGGACCGACCACAGAGUCGAGUUUGUCGCCAUUGACUUCCUCCAUCCUGUCGAAAAGAUCGUAGGCAUCUUGAACAAAUUCUGCACCGAGGUCACGCACGCGUUCUUCACCUCGUACGUGCACACCGACGACUUCAAAGUCCUGAAGGAGAAGAACAUCCCACUGUUCAGAAACUUUAUGGAUGCCGUUGACACAGCUUGUCCGAUGUUGCAGCGUGUUUCGUUGCAGACAGGUGGAAAGUACUAUGGCGUCCACCUCGGCCCCAUCCGCAUCCCCCUCGAGGAAUGGUUCCCCCGCUACGAUGAUCAAGGCUACAACUUCUACUACGACCAAGAAGACUACAUCCGUGAAGUGCAAAAGCGCCGCAACACCUGGUCGCACAACAUCAUCCGCCCCAACGCCAUCAAUGGCUUUGCACCACACGCAAACGGCAUGUCUGAGGCCCUGACCCUCGCAAUCUACUUCCUUAUCUGCCGCGAACUCAACCAACCCGCCCGGUUUCCCGGAAACGAGUACUUCUGGAACUCAAUCGACGACAACUCGUACGCGCCUAGUCUGGCUGACCUAACCAUCUAUGCGGCAACCCAGGAGCACUGCAAGGAUGAAGUCUUUAACCACUGCAACGGUGAUGUUUUCGUCUGGAAAUAUCUCUGGAAAGACGCUGCCAGAUAUUUCGGCCUUGAAGCCCCUGAACCUAUGUUUGAAAAAGCAGCUGGUCAGGCAGACACUCUAGCCAACGAAAUCGACAUGGUCGAGUGGGCCAAGGACAAGCGUCCUGUCUGGGAGGCUGUUGUCAAGAAGUACGGAGGUAAGCCUGAGGCUUUUGACUACGGCACUUGGGGGUUCUUUAAUUGGGCGACUGGAAAGUCGUGGUGCACGAUUUCGUCAGUCACCAAGGCGAGGAAGUACGGUUGGCAGAGAACGGACAACACGUUUGAGACAUGGAUUGAGACGUUCCGGUCUUAUGAAAAUGCGGGGCUGCUUCCUACCAGGGCUUCGCUUUUGAUGAAUGAGAUUAGCUAA